Messenger RNA from Lolium rigidum, 1200 nucleotides. RefSeq names its product protein trichome birefringence-like 19. The record is from RefSeq and is a predicted model, not a curated record. Gene Ontology annotation, cellular component: Golgi apparatus. The transcript has a single exon. Gene Ontology annotation, molecular function: O-acetyltransferase activity. Bases 1 to 1200 code for a protein of 399 amino acids. NCBI's taxonomy places the organism in Eukaryota, Viridiplantae, Streptophyta, Magnoliopsida, Poales, Poaceae.
AUGAAGCAGUUGGAUGGGAUCGCGAUCCCGUACUGGCAAUAUGUGUUUCCCGCGGCCGUCCUCACGACGUGCCUCGUGAUCCUCGCCGCGGUGAGCUUGCCCGGCCGCUCCCUGCUGAUUCUCCCGGCGGUGACGAGCAGGACCGAAGGGCCAGGAGGCAACCGGUCAUCUUGCAAUCUAUUCAAGGGCGACUGGGUGCCGGACCACGGCGCGCCCAGCUACACCAACGAGACCUGCCCGGUGAUCCAUGGCCACUACGACUGCAUGCGGUACGGCAAGCCGGACCUGGAGUUCCUCCGGUGGCGGUGGCAGCCGGAGGGGUGCGAGCUGCCCCGCUUCGACGCGGCCCGGUUCCUCGGCGCGAUGAGGGGCAAAUCCGUGGCGUUCGUCGGCGACUCGCUGGCUCGGAACCAGAUGCACUCGCUCGUGUGCCUCCUGUCGCGGGCCGAGCGGCCCGUGCCGUGGACCAACGGGGGCUACCUGUACCGGUACGAGCGGCACGGCUUCACCGUCGCCGACUUCUGGUCGCCGUUCCUCGUGCGCGCCGCCGAGACGGACCCGGACGGCCCGGCGCGGAACGGGGCGGGCCUCUGGAGCCUCCACCUCGACGAGCCGGACCCCGGGUGGGCGGCCCACGUCAGCAAGUUCGACGUCGUCGUCGUCUCCGCCGGCAGCUGGUUCUACCGCCCGUCCGUCUUCUACGAGCGCGGCCGCGUCGUCGGCUGCAGCGGCUGCCUCGCGCCCAACGUCACGGACCUCACGCUCCGCUACUCCCUGCGCGCCGCGUUCCGGAGCGCGCUCCGCGCGGCCGUGGGCGCGUCGUCCGGGACCGGGACGGUGGUCGUGCGCACGGUCUCGCCGGCGCACUACGAGAAUGGGACGUGGAACGACAACGGCGACUGCGUCCGGACGCGGCCGCUCCGGCGCGGCGAGUGGGAGAUGGAAAGGCUGCACAAGGAGAUGCGCCGGAUACAGGUGGAGGAGUUCGCGGCGGCCGACGUCGCAGCGAGGGGUAAAGGGGUGAGGAUGCUGCUCAUGGACGCGACGGAGGCCAUGGCGAUGCGGCCGGACGCGCACCCCGGCAAGUACAGGCUGUGGCAGCCGGACAAGUUCAGGGUGAGCCGUGACUGCGUGCACUGGUGCUUGCCCGGCGCCAUGGACGUCUGCAAUGACAUGCUGCUUCACAUGCUCAUCGAUUAG